ACAAGAAGAGUACCUGACCAGGUGGACCAGGACGACUCGUUACUAGAACCAUCAUGGCACUCCAAUGGGUGAAGCCGUGGAUCGCUCUGCUCUUCGGACUAUCUGCUGUACAUUCUGAGACUGUUAUGAUUCCAGACAUGACUUCCAUUGGGAGUCUAUAUGAUUCCAAACUGCAAAUCGUAUCAGCAGGAGCAAGUCCCACUCAUAACGGGCAGGUCUGCAGCACAUGGGGUAACUACCACUACAAAACCUACGAUGGAGACCUCUUCCAGCUGCCCUACACCUGUAACUACGUGCUGUCGUCAUUGCGUAAGAGCAGCAGCGGCUACGAGGCCUUUAACAUUCAGCUGCAGCGCGGGGAGGUAGAUGGGCUGCCCACCAUCACCAAGGUUUCUUUGAAGCUGGAUGGAACCUUCAUGGAGCUGGCCAACGGUAACGUCAGCGUCAAUGGAUUACAGGUCACCAUACCGUUUGGUCAGUUUAAUUUCUUCAUUGAGAGGACUGUUUCCUAUGUGAAGAUCACAGCCAAGCUGGGGUUAGUCAUCAUGUGGAAUGAAGAUGAUUCCCUCUGGGUGGAGCUGGACUCAAAGUUCCAGAAUCAGACAUGUGGGCUGUGUGGAGACUUCAACGGAGUCCAGAACGAGUUCAAUAGGAAUGAUGAUUAUCUGAAGAAAAUCGACUAUGGUGAUAUUUGGAAGAUGAAUGGCCCAACAGAAACCUGUACAGAAAUCCCUAUUCACACUGAGCAGUGUGAAGACCAGACCAAACUUUGUGAGCAGCUUCUCACCAGUCUUGCCUUCAGUAGCUGUAAGGACCUGAUUGCCACAGACCCCUUCAUCAAGGCCUGUGCAGAAGACAUGUGUCACUGUGGCAACAGCAGCAGCAGUGUCACCUGCGCCUGUCCCACCAUGUCAGAGUACUCCCGCCAGUGUGCUCACGCAGGGGGGAAACCCCAGGAGUGGAAGACCGACCAGUUCUGCUUGAAGACGUGUCCUUUAAGCAUGCAGUACCAGGAGUGUGGUAGUCCCUGCACUGAUACCUGCUCCAACCCAAAGAGGAACCAGCAUUGUGAGGAACACUGCACCGACGGAUGCUUCUGCCCUGCUGGAACCGUGUUUGAUGACAUCACUCAGACUGGCUGUGUAGCUGUGAACCAGUGCUCUUGUCUCCACAAUGGACAAUCUUACCAGCCUGGACAAUCAUUCUCAAGAACAUGCCACAAAUGUACCUGUAUCCAAGGCCAGUGGAGUUGUAUGGAUCUAGAUUGCCCUGCUACCUGCUCCAUAGUGGGAGGUUCCCACAUCACCACCUACGAUGGGAAAGCCUACACCUUCCAUGGAGACUGCUCAUAUGUCCUGUCCAAGCAAACCAACAAGACUGCCUUCACAGUCCUGGGUGACAUAGUGAAAUGUGGGAAGACGGACAUUGAGACCUGCCUAAGAUCUGUAACCCUGGUGACUCCAGAGUCCACGAUGAUCGUCAUCGAGGCCAGUGGAAGGGUCUUUGUCAACAAGAUGUUUUCUCAGAUGCCGCUUUUCAUGGCGGAUGUAAGGAUCUUUCAGCCCUCUACAUUCUACAUCGUUGUGCAUACCUCUUAUGGGCUCCGUCUAGAGGUCCAGCUAACACCUAUAAUGCAGGUCUACAUCGUAGCUAGCAGUUCACACAAAGAAAAAACCCAGGGUCUUUGCGGAGACUUUAACAGUGUCCAAGCUGACGACUUCAGAACCAUCAAUGGACUGGUGGAAGGAACCGCUGUGACGUUCGCCAACACUUGGAAGACCAAAGCAAGCUGUCCUGAUGUGGCACAGAACUUUGAGAUCCCAUGCAGUCUGAGUGUAGAGAACGAGAGAUAUGCCAAGCACUGGUGCUCAAUGCUGUCAGAUAGUGAAGGAAUAUUUUCCCAAUGCCACACUGAGAUCAACCCAAAUUACUACAAGGAAAUCUGCCUAUAUGACAGUUGUAACUGUGAGAGGAGUGAGGAGUGCAUGUGUGCUGCGGUCUCCUCCUACGUCCAUGCAUGUGCUGCUGCAGGCGUCCUGCUCAGUGGAUGGAGAAACACCACCUGUGGGAAGUACUCCUCUAGCUGCCCUGACACGAUGGUCUAUGACUACACCAUGACCAGCUGUGACCGUACCUGUCGUUCACUGAGCCAGACAGACUUCACCUGCCAGUUAGACCAUGUGUCUGUGGACGGCUGUGGCUGUGCCGAGGGAACCUACCUGAAUGACCAGGGAGAGUGUGUCCCUGCCUCACGCUGCUCCUGCUACAAUGGAGGCACAGUAGUACCCCCUGGAGAGGUCACCAGGAUCUAUGGGGCUACAUGCUCUUGCAGACAAGGGAAAUUAAGCUGUACUGAACAACAACAUUUAUCCUGUGAAGAACCAAUGGGUUUCUUCAACUGUUCUAGUGCAGGGCCCGGAGCCAAGGGCUCAGAGUGCCAGAAGAGCUGUCAAACACUAGACAGUCACUGUAUCAGUGCAGAGUGUGUGUCAGGCUGUGUAUGUCCUGAUGGUCUGCUGUCUGAUGGAAACGGAGGAUGCAUCAAGGAAGACCUAUGUCCCUGUUCUCACAAUGGAGUCUACUACCAACCUGGACAUGUGCUCAAAGUAGACUGCAAUACCUGCACUUGUGAAGGCAGAAAAUGGCAGUGUACCAAAAAGCAGUGUGAUGGGAUGUGUGCCAUAUAUGGAGAUGGGCAUUUCAUCACUUUUGAUGAGGAAAGGUUCACUUUCAAUGGAGAUUGUGAAUACAUUCUUACUCAGGACUACUGCAGCAACAAUCCAAAAGGUACCUUUAGAGUGAUCACAGAGAACAUUCCCUGUGGAACCACCGGCACCACCUGUUCCAAGGCCAUCAAGAUCUUCUUGGGGAGCAAUGAGAUCAGACUAGCAGAUGAAUCUGUAAAAGUGAUCAAACAAGAGAACGGGGUUGACGUACCAUACCAGGUCCACUCUAUCGGUCUCUAUGUUGUUGUUGAGGCUGGAAAUGGCCUGAUCCUCAUGUGGGACAAGAAGAAUAGCCUGUUCAUCAAACUCAGCUCUACCUUCCAGGGCCAAGUGUGUGGUCUGUGUGGUAACUACGACGGUAAUGGAAAGAACGACUUCACGUCCAGAAACCAGGAAGUGGUUGUUGAAGCUCUGGAGUUUGGGAACAGCUGGAAAGUGUCACCCAGUUGCCCCAACGCUGAUAAUAAAAACCCAUGCACUGUAAGAUCAUACAGGCAGUCCUGGUCUCUGAAACGCUGCAGCAUCAUCACCAGUAACGUUUUCUCAGCCUGCCACUCACAGGUACAGUACACAGCAGAUACUAUUCAAUGUAGAUUCAAUACCAAAGUUGUUAGGAAGUCGACGUAGUGCAGCUGAUAUAAA
Oncorhynchus tshawytscha (Chinook salmon) is the source of this 3368-nucleotide messenger RNA. Its product is annotated as mucin-5AC-like. Gene Ontology annotation, cellular component: extracellular matrix. Lineage: Eukaryota; Metazoa; Chordata; Actinopteri; Salmoniformes; Salmonidae. Gene Ontology annotation, molecular function: protein binding. The record is from RefSeq and is a predicted model, not a curated record.